Pelobates fuscus (common spadefoot toad) is the source of this 8983-nucleotide messenger RNA. It is a transcript of the gene HECTD1, whose product is annotated as HECT domain E3 ubiquitin protein ligase 1. The transcript is spliced from 42 exons. The record is from RefSeq and is a predicted model, not a curated record. NCBI's taxonomy places the organism in Eukaryota, Metazoa, Chordata, Amphibia, Anura, Pelobatidae. Gene Ontology annotation, cellular component: nuclear speck. Gene Ontology annotation, molecular function: metal ion binding; ubiquitin protein ligase activity; protein binding. Gene Ontology annotation, biological process: protein K63-linked ubiquitination; proteasome-mediated ubiquitin-dependent protein catabolic process; anatomical structure development. Bases 204 to 7994 code for a protein of 2596 amino acids.
GAGUGUUUGCUGCGGGCGGAGCCUCGGCCUGAGACCCGUGACACGCUCCGUGUGAUUCCGGGAUCGGCCGAAGCCGUGAGGCCCAGACCGGCUCCGCACGGACAGGGUGAGGGCCGCCAGUAGAUACAGCAAGUCUUGAGGAAAGGAACAAAGAGUGAAGAUUGCCCCUUGGCGGCGUGGGAUACCUGCCGCGCACAGCCAAAAUGGCUGACGUAGAUCCUGAUACGCUGCUGGAAUGGCUUCAAAUGGGGCAGGGGGACGAGCGAGACAUGCAGCUCAUCGCCCUUGAACAACUCUGUAUGCUGCUACUCAUGUCUGAUAAUGUGGACCGGUGCUUUGAAACAUGCCCCCCUCGGACCUUCCUGCCAGCUUUAUGCAAGAUCUUUCUUGAUGAGAGUGCACCUGACAAUGUAUUGGAGGUCACAGCCCGUGCCAUCACCUACUACUUAGAUGUGUCUGCUGAGUGCACCAGGCGCAUUGUGGGAGUGGAAGGUGCGAUUAAGGCCCUGUGCAACCGGCUUGUAGUAGUGGAACUCAACAACAGGACAAGCAGGGAUUUGGCUGAGCAGUGUGUUAAGGUAUUAGAGCUAAUAUGUACCCGGGAGUCUGGUGCGGUGUUUGAGGCCGGAGGUCUGAACUGUGUGCUUACCUUCAUCCGGGACAGUGGACAUCUGGUGCAUAAGGACACUCUGCACUCUGCAAUGUCAGUGGUGUCACGGCUGUGUGGGAAAAUGGAGCCUCAAGAUGCCUCCUUAGAGACCUGUGUAGAGUCUCUCUCCAGCCUUCUAAAGCAUGAAGAUCACCAGGUGUCUGAUGGGGCCCUCCGUUGCUUUGCUUCUCUUGCUGAUCGAUUUACUCGUAGAGGUGUUGAUCCUGCUCCUCUGGCACAGCAUGGACUCACUGAGGAGCUCUUGUCACGUAUGGCAUCAGCUGGUGGCACAGUCUCUGGGCCACCGUCUGCUUGCAAGGCAGGACGUGGUACAAGUGGAGGACCUUCAACUUCUGGAGACUCAAAGAUCAGCAACCAAGUCUCCACCAUUGUCAGCCUUUUAUCCACUCUCUGCCGUGGAUCACCAGUGGUCACACAUGAUUUGUUACGAGCAGAAUUGCUAGAUUCAAUGGAGAGUGCACUACAAGGGGAUGAACGGUGUGUGCUGGACACUAUGCGACUUGUGGACUUACUUCUGGUGCUUCUGUUCGAGGGUCGCAAGGCUUUGCCUAAAUCAAGUGCUGGAUCAACAGGACGCAUCCCGGGUCUGAGGCGAUUGGAUAGCUCAGGAGAACGGUCCCAUCGUCAGCUGAUUGACUGCAUCCGGAGCAAGGACACUGAUGCACUAAUUGAUGCCAUUGACACAGGGGGUGUGUGUGAAGGGAGAACUGAGGCUUUUACCGGGGCUAGGGGCAAGUACCGGAUAAUGAAGAAAUCAUUUGAAGUAAAUUUUAUGGAUGAUGUUGGGCAGACUCUUCUGAACUGGGCUUCUGCUUUUGGCACUCAGGAAAUGGUGGAGUUUCUUUGUGAGAGGGGUGCAGAUGUGAAUAGAGGUCAGAGGUCAUCUUCCUUACAUUAUGCCGCUUGUUUUGGGAGACCUCAGGUGGCAAAGACCUUACUGCGUCACGGAGCUAACCCAGAUUUGCGAGAUGAAGAUGGAAAGACUCCUCUUGACAAAGCUCGGGAGCGUGGACACAGUGAAGUGGUGGCCAUCUUGCAAUCCCCAGGUGACUGGAUGUGUCCUGUGAACAAAGGAGACGACAAGAAAAAGAAAGAUUCAAACAGAGAAGAGGAGGAGUGCAAUGAGCCCAAGGGUGACCCUGAAAUGGCACCCAUUUACCUGAAGAGGCUGCUACCUGUCUUUGCUCAGACGUUCCAGCAGACCAUGUUACCAUCAAUCAGGAAAGCCAGCUUGGCUCUCAUCCGUAAGAUGAUUCACUUUUGCUCUGAAGCCUUGUUGAAGGAAGUUUGUGAUUCGGAUGCUGGACACAACCUGCCAACUGUCCUUGUAGAGAUAACUGCGACAGUACUAGACCAGGAGGACGAUGAUGACGGACACCUCCUGGCUUUACAGAUCAUCAGAGAUUUGGUAGACAAAGGGGAUGACCUCUUUUUGGAUCAGUUAGCCCGAUUAGGAGUCAUCAGCAAAGUAUCCACUUUAGCAGGUCCUACAUCUGAUGAUGAGAAUGAAGAGGAUCCAAAGCCAGAAAAGGAGGAUGAACCACAAGAAGAUGCCAAAGAACUGCAGCAGGGCCGACCAUACCAUUGGAGGGACUGGUCGGUGAUCCGCGGCAGGGACUGUUUAUAUAUUUGGAGUGAUGCUGCGGCCCUGGAGCUCUCCAAUGGAAGCAAUGGAUGGUUCCGCUUUAUUUUAGAUGGCAAGCUUGCAACCAUGUAUUCAAGUGGGAGUCCUGAGGGAGGCUCAGAUAGCUCAGAAAGCAGGAGUGAGUUCCUGGAGAAACUCCAGCGAGCACGCGGUCAGGUCAAACCUUCCACUGCCAGCCAGCCAUUCCUGUCCUCUCCUGGACCCUGCAAGCUCACUGUUGGUAACUGGUCCCUCACCUGUUUAAAAGAUGGAGAAAUUGCCAUUCACAACUCAGACGGGCAACAGGCUACUAUACUGAAGGAGGACUUACCGGGCUUUGUGUUUGAGUCUAAUCGGGGAACCAAGCACUCUUUCACUGCCGAAACCUCACUGGGAUCAGAGUUUGUGACUGGCUGGACAGGAAAGAGAGGUAGAAAGCUGAAAUCAAAGCUGGAGAAGACUAAGCAGAAGGUGCGGACAAUGGCAAGAGAUUUAUAUGACGAUCAUUUCAAGGCGGUGGAGAGCAUGCCUCGUGGAGUGGUCGUGACACUAAGAAACAUUGCAACGCAGUUGGAGUCCUCAUGGGAGCUUCAUACAAAUAGACAGUGUAUAGAAGGGGAGAACACGUGGAGAGAUCUGAUGAAGACUGCACUAGAAAACCUAAUUGUACUUCUGAAGGAUGAAAACACGAUUUCUCCGUAUGAAAUGUGCAGCAGUGGUCUAGUGCAAUCCCUCCUCACCGUGCUUAACAAUAGUGAAGAUUUUGAUAAUAAACAGGAUUGUGGGCAACUUGUGGAAAGACUCAAUGUCUUUAAAACCGCUUUCAGUGAAAACGAGGAUGACGAGAGCCGCCCAGCAAUUGCUCUAAUCAGAAAGCUAAUUGCAGUGCUUGAGUCCAUUGAACGCUUGCCCCUUCAUCUUUAUGACACACCUGGAUCCAGCUACAAUUUGCAGAUCCUGACACGGAGACUUCGGUUCCGCCUGGAGCGUGCCCCAGGAGAGACCUCUCUUAUUGACCGUACUGGUCGCAUGCUAAAGAUGGAACCUCUGGCAACUGUAGAGUCAUUAGAGCAAUACUUGCUGAAGAUGGUAGCUAAGCAAUGGUACGACUUUGACCGAUCAUCAUUUGUGUUUGUCCGCAAGCUACGAGAGGGACAGAGCUGUGUCUUCCGUCACCAACAUGACUUUGACGAUAAUGGAAUCAUGUAUUGGAUUGGGACUAAUGCAAAGACCGCAUAUGAAUGGGUAAAUCCAGCUGCUUAUGGCCUAGUCGUGGUUACCUCGUCUGAAGGCAGAAACCUACCAUAUGGACGGCUUGAGGACAUCCUAAGUCGCGACAGUUCUGCUCUUAACUGUCACACCAAUGAUGACAAAAGUGCCUGGUUUGCCAUUGAUCUUGGCUUGUGGAUUGUGCCCUCUGCAUACACACUGCGCCAUGCCCGUGGUUAUGGCCGCUCUGCACUUCGUAACUGGGUUUUCCAGGUCUCCAAGGAUGGCCAGAACUGGACCACGCUAUACACACAUGUGGAUGACUGCAGCCUGAAUGAGCCUGGAUCCACAGCCACAUGGCCACUUGACCCGGCAAAAGAGGAGAAGCAGGGCUGGAGACACAUCCGUAUCAAGCAGACAGGGAAGAAUGCCAGUGGACAGACCCACUACCUCUCGCUGUCUGGUUUUGAGCUUUAUGGCACUGUGACCGGAGUGUGUGAAGACCAGCUUGGAAAAGCAGCCAAAGAAGCAGAAGCCAACCUCCGACGUCAAAGGAGACUUGUGCGCUCCCAGGUCCUAAAAUACAUGGUGCCCGGUGCAAGAGUUAUUCGUGGCAUUGACUGGAAAUGGAGAGACCAGGACGGCAGCUCGCAGGGAGAGGGCACUGUGACGGGAGAACUUCACAAUGGCUGGAUUGAUGUCAUAUGGGAUGCCGGUGGCUCUAAUUCUUACCGCAUGGGCGCGGAAGGAAAAUUUGACCUCAAGCUGGCCCCAGGGUAUGACCCUGAUUCUGCAGUGUCAUCCAAACCUGUUUCAUCCACUGUUGCAGGCACGCCACCAUCCUGGAGCAGCCUGGUGAAAAACAACUGCCCUGACAAGGCCCCUCCCCAUUCCUCUUCCUCCUCAACCUGCACGGUCGCGGGGGGUGUGACUGGCUCCUGCAGCCGCAAAGGGAGCUGCAGCUCAGUCUGCAGUGUGGCAAGCAGCAGCGAUAUGAGUCUGAGCUGUGCCAAAACAGAGAGGAGGACAGAGGAGGCAGGCUCUGAUGUUCAGCAAGAUGCCAUACUGGUACUGUCCUCUAACACAGCAGCCUCUGGUUCUUCUACUUGCCCCCAAGGAAUGGAGACUGUCGGGGAAGGAGGAGAGCGGAAGACUGGGGAGACUCCCACCAUCUCAAUGGGAAUGGUGAGCAUAAGUUCACCGGAUGUCAGUUCUGUGUCGGAACUCAGCAAUAAGGAGGCAGCAGUUCCUCGCCCUCUUGGCUCCUCCGCCAGCAACCGUCUCUCUGUCAGUUCUCUGCUGGCUGCAGGGGCACCCAUGAGCUCCAGUGCCAGUGUUCCGAACCUGUCCUCGCGGGAGACAUCCAGUCUGGAGUCCUUUGUGAGGAGAGUUGCAAAUAUAGCCAGGACGAAUGCCACCAACAACAUGAACCUGAGCCGCAGCAGCAGUGAUAACAACACCAACACUCUGGGGAGGAAUGCCGUCAGCUCUGCUACAUCUCCGCUAAUGGGUGCUCAGAGCUUCCCCAAUCUCACUACAACGGGAACCACAUCCACUGUUACAAUGUCCACAUCCAGUGUCACUAGCAGCAAUGUAGCAACAGCCACAACAGGGCUUUCUGUAGGUCAGUCCCUCAGCAACACCUUGACCACCAGCCUGACCUCUACCUCCAGUGAGAGUGACACAGGACAGGAAGCAGAGUACUCCCUUUAUGAUUUUCUGGAUAGCUGUCGAGCAAGCACUCUACUUGCUGAGCUUGAUGACGAUGAGGAUCUUCCUGAGCCUGACGAGGAAGAUGAUGAAAAUGAAGAUGAUAAUCAGGAGGAGCAAGAAUAUGAGGAGGUCAUGGCAUCAUCCCAGAGCUGCACUGAUGUGUCUUGGUGUCCUGGGCAGGAGGAAGAGGAAUACGAGACAAAGGGUGGCCGUCGCAGGACCUGGGAUGACGAUUAUGUGCUGAAGAGGCAAUUUUCUGCCCUUGUCCCAGCUUUUGAUCCAAGACCUGGACGAACAAAUGUCCAACAGACGACCGACCUGGAGAUACCAGCACCAGGUACACCCCAUUCAGAGCUCCUAGAAGAAGUGGAGUGUGCACCUCCUCCGCGACUGUCACUCACUCUCAAAGUGACUGGUUUGGCAAGUGGCAGAGAAGUGGAACUCCCUCUUAGCAACUUCCGCUCCACCAUAUUCUACUAUGUACAAAAACUCUUACAGCUUUCCUGCAAUGGCUCUGUCAAAUCAGACAAACUGAGACGGAUCUGGGAACCCACUUACACGAUUAUGUAUAGAGAAAUGAAGGAUUCUGAUAAACAAAAGGAGUCUGGCAGAAUGGGCUGCUGGUCAGUGGAACAUGUGGAACAGUCCUUGGGAACUGAUUCUUUGCCAAAGAACGACUUGAUUACUUACCUACAGAGGAAUGCUGAUCCAAGCUUCCUGAGACGCUGGAAGCUCACUGGGACAAAUAAGAGCAUUCGAAAAAACAGAAAUUGCUCCCAGCUCAUUGCUGCUUACAAAGAUUUCUGUGAGAAUGGCUGUAAAUCUGGUGUGAUGCCGGCUGCUCUCUCCACACUGCAAAGUGCUGAUAUCCUGAUUCAUGCGCGAGAGCAGGCACAAGCCAAAGCUGGCAGCGGACAGAACUCCUGUGGAGUAGAGGAUGUCCUUCAGCUUUUGAGAAUUCUCUACAUUGUAGCAAGUGAUCCCUAUUCUACAAGGACCCCUCAGGAAGAGGGCGAUGAGAUGCUUCUUUUCAGUGUUCCUGCAGAAGAAUUUACUAGUAAAAAGAUCACCACCAAAAUCCUUCAACAAAUUGAGGAGCCUCUUGCUUUGGCCAGUGGAGCAUUGCCAGAUUGGUGCGAGCAACUAACCAGCAAGUGUCCCUUCCUGAUACCCUUUGAGACGCGACAGCUUUAUUUCACAUGCACAGCGUUUGGAGCAUCCAGAGCUAUUGUAUGGCUACAAAACAGGAGAGAGGCAACAGUAGAGAGGAGCAGGACGGCCAGUGCUGUACGCAGGGACGAUCCAGGGGAGUUUAGAGUAGGACGUUUAAAACAUGAACGAGUAAAGGUACCGCGAGGAGAAUCGCUAAUGGAAUGGGCAGAGAAUGUUAUGCAAAUCCAUGCAGACCGCAAGUCUGUGCUCGAGGUUGAAUUUUUGGGAGAGGAAGGGACUGGGCUGGGCCCCACCCUAGAAUUUUAUGCCCUGGUGGCUGCAGAGUUCCAGAAGACCGAUUUGGGGAUCUGGUUAUGUGAUGAUGAUUUCCCAGACGAUGAAUCUCGACAGGUGGAUUUAGGUGGUGGACUGAAGCCCCCUGGGUACUAUGUACAGCGUUCCUGCGGGCUAUUCGUUGCUCCAUACCCCCAGGAUAGUGAGGAAUUGGACAGAGUGACAAGACUUUGCCAUUUCCUUGGGAUCUUCUUGGCAAAGUGUAUCCAAGACAACAGACUUGUGGACCUCCCCAUUUCCAAGCCUUUCUUUAGGCUUAUGUGCAUGGGAGACAUCAAAAGCAAUAUGAGUAAGUUGUUGUAUGCUUCUCGAGGAGAUGAAAGUGAACAUUGCACAGAAAGCCAAUCUGAAGCUUCCACUGAGGACGGGCAUGAUGCUCUUUCUGUUGGGAGCUUUGAGGAGGACUCAAAGUCAGAGUUUAUCUUGGACCCACCCAAACCAAAGCCACCAGCCUGGUUCCAGGGUAUCUUGACUUGGGAGGACUUUGAGCUAGUAAAUCCACAUCGUGCCCGGUUUCUCAGAGACGUAAAGGAGCUAGCAGUGAAAAGGCGGCACCUUCUAGGUAAUCGCAGCUUGUCUGAGGACGAGAAGAACACACAGUUGCAGGAAUUGAUGCUGAAGAAUCCCACUGGUUCUGGAUCACCGGUCAGCAUUGAAGACCUGGGGCUCAACUUCCAGUUCUGUCCAUCGUCUCGCGUUUAUGGCUUCAGCUCAGUGGAUCUAAAGCCAAAUGGCGAGGAUGAGGUGGUGUCUAUAGACAAUGCAGAGGAAUAUGUAGAUUUGAUGUUCGAUUUUUGCAUGCAGACAGGCGUGCAGAAGCAAAUGGAGGCAUUCAGAAGUGGUUUUAAUAAGGUAUUCCCUAUGGAGAAGUUGGGUUCAUUUAGUCAUGAAGAAGUUCAGAUGAUACUUUGUGGAAAUCAGUCUCCUUCUUGGUCAGCGGAAGACAUAAUUAAUUACACAGAGCCCAAACUGGGAUACACGCGGGAAAGCCCUGGCUUCCUGCGGUUUGUUCGGGUUCUAUGUGGAAUGUCCUCAGACGAGAGGAAGGCAUUCCUACAGUUCACAACUGGCUGUUCCACGUUACCCCCUGGAGGUCUGGCCAACCUACAUCCCCGUCUCACAGUUGUGCGAAAGGUUGACGCUACUGAUGCCAGCUAUCCAUCUGUAAAUACAUGCGUGCAUUACCUAAAGUUACCAGAGUAUUCUUCCGAGGAGAUAAUGAGAGACCGCCUGCUUGCUGCUACCAUGGAGAAAGGAUUCCAUCUUAAUUGAGUGCUGUGCCUAGUUGGACAUUGCCUUUUGUUACUAGCGCACUCCCUCUCUCUCUCGUGUUUUUGUGUGCUGAGAAAAGACAUGGCCUUCCUUCCUCUCGCUGUGUGUCUCUUACAACCCCCUCUGCGAGGCUUUAAAGGAGAUAAUGGGUGUAACGCCUUUUUACUUUAUAAUUUGUUAGCUGCUAACGAUGAAAUUUGUCUUCAGGCAUGACGGACUUUAAAAGAAUACUUUUACUGCUAGCGGCAGUAAAAAGGUUAAGAGGAGAGGAACACCUCGAAACUAUGUCUGUUAGGGUCACUGCUUAUCUGCUUUCAGACAUUUUGUAAAAGUGUAACGGUUUCUGUAUACACAUAAUACACUACAUCGUCGGCAUUCCCCAGUCACCCACCUCCUGCGUCAGACCUUCACUUCGCUAGCUUUAACCCAACCCACCUGAAAGCUGCUUUCUUGAAACGUAGAUCGUUAAUGAACAUUUGAAGCUGUUUUUUUUGUUUUUUUUUUUCCCUCUUUCUUUUAUCUUCCCUGCAUCCCUUACAAUGGUGCCUGCACUAUUUAAAUGAAUUGCCUACAGCCCUCUUGUUUCUCUUUGUUUUGUUACCUGAUCCCACAAAUAUAAUCUUGCACCUUUAUUAUUUUAGGUUUGUCCUCGUGGGAAAAUGCUGUCUUUUUUUUUUUCCAGUUUUCUUUUUUCUUUUUUUUGAAAUACCCCUGCUAUGCAGAUCAAACUAAAGUGUUUGUGCAAAAUGAAAAAUUACAGAAACCCCCUAAAAAUGAGAUACCAGUGCAAAGUAACCUAACCUUUGACUGUCUAGGGUAACCUGUAGCCCUGUGUUUUGAGGGUGUUCCUCGCACUUAUGGGGUAUAAAAAAAAAAGAAAUCAAGCAAGUUUUUGCUCUCUCGUUGUAUUUUCUUUGUAUAUUACAAACCUUUAUUUAACUUGUUGCAGUUUGAAGUAAAAAUAUUAAAAAAUAAAAGACAUUAAAAAA